AUGGCACCAAACAAUCUACCAACGGAAGCGAGCAAUGAAACCCCCACCACCGAAGAGACGAAAUUUUUGCCCUCCCCCGAUCUUCCGCAUACGAAUCAAGAAGAGAAUGUUGAAAAAUCUAACAUGAAGGGGAGGAUUUGUGGUGGAACCUUUUUGAAAAGUCUUCAUGACAGCGACUCUGACAGUUCGGAUGGGGGCCUUUCAAAAGAGGUGGAAAUUGAUAUGCCUUUGACCUUGACGCAGGUGGUAGAAAAAGAUGGACAGGAGUAUAUACUACUAAGCUUCACCAACAACGAUACAGAAGACCCUUUCAACUGGAGUUCUGCCAGAAAAGCAUUCAUCACCGGCCUUCUCUGUCUGAUGACGCUCUCCAUUGGACUCGCAACGACGGCAUACAGCAGUGGGAUUGGAUCAAUGGUUGAGGAUCUCGGAGUCUCAAAAGAACUUGGACAAUUGGGAUUGUUUUGUUUCAACAUUGCAUGCGCCAUUGCUCCUUUAUUUCUUGCACCUUUCUGCGAACUUGUUGGUCGAAGGGUGGUAUACAUUGGAGCUUAUGCUCUAUUCAUCAUUGUCUUUAUUGGAUUGGCAUUGGGAAGGAAUAUCGAAACCAUACUCGUCAUGAGAGUAUUCCAAGGUCUGUUCGGUUGCGUUGGAACUAUCCUUGUUGGUGGAACUUUCGCGGAUAUUUACCGCCCAGACGACCGAGCGGUCCCAAUGGCUUGCUUUACCUAUGUUGCGAUCGUUGGAACGGUUGCAGCUCCUGUCUACGCAGGUUUCAUUGAUCAAGCCAUCGGCUGGAGGUGGAUAGAAGGAAUCCAAGGACUCGCCAAUGUUCCUUUACUCCUUGUAAUCAUGGUCGGACUGAAGGAAACCCGUGGCGGCGUCACACUUCAUAAACGAGCCAAGGCUCUACGAGCUGCUACUGGAGACGAUAGAUACAAGGCAGAGAUGGAUCUCGAAGCCAAAGACCUCAAGACAAUGCUUCACAACUCCUCUGUAAAGGCAGUUCAUAUGCUUGCCACCGAGCCCGUUGUCUUCGCAUUCGGUCUUUGGAUCGCCUUCGCCUGGCUCGUCACUUUCCUUUUCCUCUCGGUAAUCCCCAUCACCUUUGAAGAAAAAAGAGGAUGGAACGAGGGCGUCGCCGGUCUUCCCUAUAUCUCGCUAUGCAUCGGUACAACAAUCGGAUUCCUCGCCAAUUUCCUCCAAAUCAAGAAGUACAACCAAAUCAUGCGCGCCAGGGACCGCAGAAUCCUCCCCGAAUCACGAUUAUAUGGCGCCAUGUUCGGAGCGGGGUUCUUGCCAUUGGGACUCUUCAUCUAUAGCUUCACCCAGUACGGAUACCUCCCCUGGAUCGCGCCUACUAUCACACUGGCACCCAUUGCCAUUGGCAUAUUUUUCAUCUUCGAGAGCACGUAUAGUUUCACCUCGGAUUGCUACGGCAAGAACUCGUCGUCUGCGAUUGCGGGACAGGGACUGAUGCGGAAUACUCUUGGCGGUGUGGCGCCUCUUUUUGCGUCGCAAUUCUUUCAUAAUGUGGGGAGUCAGUGUGCGGGUCUGAUACUGGCUAUUUUUGGGACGCUGUUGAGUUUGAUUCCUAUUGUCAUGUUUAAGUAUGGGCCGGUGUUGAGGGAGCGAUCGAAGUUGGCGAAGACGCAGAUGGGUGGCGAUGAGAAGAAGAAGACGGGGCUUCAUACUGCGCCUUUUGCGUAG
Hymenoscyphus albidus is the source of this 1710-nucleotide messenger RNA. NCBI's taxonomy places the organism in Eukaryota, Fungi, Ascomycota, Leotiomycetes, Helotiales, Helotiaceae. The record is from the annotation of a GenBank genome assembly.